Molecule: messenger RNA, 489 nt
Organism: Adineta steineri
Lineage: Eukaryota; Metazoa; Rotifera; Eurotatoria; Adinetida; Adinetidae
Source: the annotation of a GenBank genome assembly
AUGGCAAAUCAACAUCCUUUACAACUACCACAACUACUACAACCACAACUACAACAACCACAACCACCACAACCACUACAACCACAACCACAACCACAACCACUACAACCACAACCACAACCACAACCACAACCACAACCACUACAACCACAACCACAACCACUACAAGUACAUCAACCUCUACAACCUCAACGUCCACAACUUCGACUUCAACAACAACAUCCACUACAUCAAAAACAACAACAACUUCGACAACAUCAACCUCUACAACAACAUCAACAACCUCAACUUCAACAACAACAUCAACAACAACCUCCACUACAUCAAAAACAACAACUUCAACUACAACAACAACAACAACAUCAACAACAACAUCAACAACAACAACAUCAACAACAAGUUCGACUACAUCAAAAACAACGACAACUUCGACUACAUCAACAUCAACAUCAACAUCAACAACAACAUCGUCUACAACGACAACCGUAG